AUUAUCUUAAAUGUGAUGUAUCUGAAAAUAAUUGAGCAGGGCCGACUGAGAAGAAUACUGGCUGCAGUCCUGUGCCUCUUCAGCCUCCUGGUGCAAGGAGAAGCGUUCAACUGGCCUCACUGGGGCAGGUGUAAGAACCUACCCGUAGAACAAGAUUUUAAUGUAUAUGAUUACAUGAGUUACUGGUAUCAGCAAGCUGGCUACAACACGGAAGAUAUCCAGUACAACCUGCGAUGUGUGCACGCUCUUUACCAGUUUGAUUCGAGCAAUAACGUCGUCUCUGUUGACAAUAUGGCGAUAAGAAACAUAGACAACAAACAUCAAGGUAUAAACGGAACUGCCGUACUGGCUGACCCCAGCAAGGAUGAGGGCAGGCUGGUAGUGACCUUUCACCCGUAUUGGUGGUUUACAGUAAAAGGCAACUACUGGGUACUGGGUACAGAUUACCAGAGUUAUUCUGUCGUCUAUAGCUGUAGCAACUUCUUCUUCUUCUUUCACUAUGACUCAAUUUGGUAUCUCAGCCGUGAGCAAAACUUUCCACCCAGGACAGAGGCACUUUAUUUCAAUGCUACCAACAGUGUUUUAAUAGCGAACGGCUUGGACCCUUCAAUCUUGAAGAGGACGUCUCAGCAAAACUGCAAUGUAUAACACAACUUGUAAAAGAUAAUGACAAAAUAUACAUUUACAUUUUUAACUUUACCUUAAAGCAAUCAACGUUAACUUAAUGUUUAAAAAUUGCAUAAACUUUUAAAGUAUUCCUUAAUUAUCAAAACAUUUGGAAAACAUAUUUUUUGAAUCGUAAUAAUAAAUAAGUAAAAAUGUUAAUAUAAUUUUGUUAAUACAAUAAAAAAGGAAAUAAAAAAAAUAUUAUAGCUCUAUGGUACAUUUAAAGUUUUGGAUUUGUUUUAUUUUUAGUUGCAAGUUUUUUACUACUAUCAAAUUGCAUAUACAUUUUUGUAAUUUGAGUAAUAAGCGCCAUUUUAAAUUUGA
Messenger RNA from Homalodisca vitripennis (glassy-winged sharpshooter), 990 nucleotides. Its product is annotated as apolipoprotein D-like. The transcript is spliced from 6 exons. Gene Ontology annotation, molecular function: pigment binding. NCBI's taxonomy places the organism in Eukaryota, Metazoa, Arthropoda, Insecta, Hemiptera, Cicadellidae. Bases 16 to 648 code for a protein of 210 amino acids. The record is from RefSeq and is a predicted model, not a curated record.